AUGAUAAUUGCUUUAUAUGGUCAAGCAGAUGGCAAAACAUUUCACUGGAACCUUAAUUUACCGAGUCCAUAUCCAGAUCUGAAGAGUUUUUAUUCUUUGAGACACCGCUUGAAGAUUCAUACUCGAUAUUCGGAUCUAUUCCGGCUGGACGCAAGGCUCGGAGCCCGACUGUCCUCAGCUGUCACGGGGGGGAGGAGAAGUGAGCGCUGGCAUUGGCUUUGGGCGUGGAUUUGCUCCAGCCGCCGCGCCGCGUCCCGCCGCCAGCUCACCUCUGCCGGAGAACUAGGCACUCACCGGCCGGCUUGCCCCUGCUCACAGGUCGCCCUCCGGCCCCAGUCCUCAAGCACAGGUCGCCGGAACCAUCCAGUGGGAUGGCCGCCGCCUCCUCAAGGACCGCUGCCUGAAGGCCAGGGCCCAGGGACCCUGGCCGCCUCGGUAGCCCGCAGCUCCCGGGGCGCUGUAGCAGCGGCCGGCAGGCGCCGGGGCCCGCUCCCCCUCCCCGCCCCCAGCUCCCGCCUCCAGCCCGCUGCGAGGUGCGCCCGCUCGCUCCAGCCGGCUGGCGCAGCAACGCACACACUCACUCCGAGGGCGCCUCCAAGGUUACCCGCGGGGUGGGGGCUGGGGCAGGCUUCGGCCACUGGCCUUCUCCGUUGCUUUCCUAUUGCCGCGGCCCUUCCGCCGCUCCUGGGCGACCGAGAUCCAAACCCCGAAGCAGAAAAGGCUCCAAAGUCCGGGGAGGAAAGUCGAGCUGGGAGGCAGACAGACGUCCGGGCGGGGGGCGGCCUUGGUUGGCUCUGGGCGCCCGGAGAGCCGGGUCAGGCGAGGUCGCGGCAAGAGGGGGCUGUGGCUCCGGCUGGCGCGCUCUGGGCCACGCAGCCUGGGCCGGGGGCAGCGCGCAGGGGCUGCAGGCAGCACCAAGGCGCCCGAGACGCCCCGGGCCCGAUGGGGGGUAGAGACAAGCGGGCGGCCAAACCUGCCGAGGAAACGAACUAAAUAAAAGGAGACUGUUAUUUAAGGCGCGGAAAUUUGAAAUAUUUGGACAGGAAGAGAAAAGAAAAAGAAACCUUAGCGAGGGAGGGAAAAGAAAAAAAAAAAAAAAAGCACAACGCGAGCUAACGGUUUUGAAACUCCCCCACCCCCACGCCGGGCUUUUCUGCGCGCCCUGAGGGAGCUCUGGGCUCAGCUUCCUCACUGGGGAGCCGGAGCUGCCGUUGGCGUCUGGAGUGUUUCGAAGGGACAGAAAGGAUGUCUUCGCAGCCCCAGCGUAGAUGGCUUGGCUUAAGCUGACAAUGGGCAAAGCUUUAUUUCGGGUCUCAGGCUGCAAGAUUGUCUCCUGCCUCUCUGAAUCGCUACUUCUGAAGCCUGUUUUUCAACUAUUAAACUUAACUUUGAGAAAAGGGGAAGAUCG
Molecule: messenger RNA, 1408 nt
Organism: Mustela erminea (ermine)
Lineage: Eukaryota; Metazoa; Chordata; Mammalia; Carnivora; Mustelidae
Product: translation initiation factor IF-2-like
Exons: 4
Coding region: 1-993 (330 amino acids)
Source: RefSeq, a predicted model, not a curated record